Stegostoma tigrinum is the source of this 7144-nucleotide messenger RNA. RefSeq names its product lysine-specific demethylase 4C-like. Gene Ontology annotation, biological process: chromatin remodeling. Gene Ontology annotation, cellular component: nucleus. NCBI's taxonomy places the organism in Eukaryota, Metazoa, Chordata, Chondrichthyes, Orectolobiformes, Stegostomatidae. The transcript is spliced from 22 exons. Bases 138 to 3377 code for a protein of 1079 amino acids. Gene Ontology annotation, molecular function: histone H3K9 demethylase activity; histone H3K36 demethylase activity. The record is from RefSeq and is a predicted model, not a curated record.
CUGCUGUCAUCAACAACAACAACAACAACAACAACUGAAGGCGGCGGUGGGAGUUGGGCCCGGAGUCUAAGUCGAAAUCGUUGUGUGGUUUCCGAGCACCCGCACUUUACCGUAGAAGAAUUCCUGUUUCUGUCACCAUGGCUACAGAGGACUCAGGGUCUCCAUCAAAAUCUAUGUGUAAAAUCAUGACUUUCCAGCCCACAAUGGAAGAGUUCAAGAAUUUUUCGAAAUAUAUUGCAUAUAUGGAAUCUCAGGGUGCACAUAGGGCUGGCCUCGCAAAGGUGAUUCCACCAAAAGAUUGGAAACCUAGAAGAAACUAUGACAACAUUGACAGCUUGGUUAUUCCUGCUCCAAUUCAACAAAUGGUCACUGGGCAGUCUGGUCUCUUUACCCAAUACAACAUACAGAAAAAACCGUUGACCGUAAAGGAAUUCAGAUGCUUGGCCAAUAGUGAUAAAUACUGUACUCCUCGACACUUAGAUUAUGAAGAUCUUGAACGUAAAUACUGGAAAAAUUUGACCUUUGUAGCACCAAUCUAUGGAGCAGAUGUCAGUGGCAGUCUUUAUGAUGAGGAUGUUGAUGAGUGGAAUAUCAGUCGUUUGAAUACAAUUUUGGAUGUGGUAGCAGAAGAAAGCGGCAUUGCUAUUGAAGGUGUAAAUACACCAUAUUUGUACUUUGGCAUGUGGAAAACAACAUUUGCUUGGCAUACUGAAGAUAUGGAUCUGUACAGCAUUAACUAUCUGCAUUUUGGAGAGCCAAAAUCUUGGUAUGCAGUACCUCCUGAACAAGGGAAGAGGCUGGAACGUCUUGCACAAGGUUUCUUUCCAAGUAGUUCCCAAGGAUGUGAUGCUUUCCUACGUCACAAGAUGACCCUUAUCUCUCCAUCCAUACUCAAAAAGUAUGGCAUUCCUUUUGAUAAGAUUACACAAGAAGCAGGGCAGUUCAUGAUCACUUUUCCCUAUGGGUACCAUGCUGGCUUCAAUCAUGGGUUCAACUGUGCUGAGUCAACAAACUUUGCCACCAUUCGAUGGCUUGAUUAUGGAAAAAUAGCUAAACAAUGUACCUGCCGGAAUGACAUGGUGAAGAUAUCUAUGGACAUCUUUGUAGAAAAAUUUCAACCAAGCAGGUUCACGCUGUGGAAACAAGGGAAGGACAUUCAAACUAUUGAUCACACAAAACCCACGCCAGAAUCAACUCCUGAGCUAGAGGCUUGGCAGAAACAAAGAAAGGCUACACCAAGGAAAUCUGGAAUGUCUUUGAGGAGUCUGUAUCAGUUGAGAACGCGAUCUAAAAAGCUAAAAUCUCUAGAAGAUGAAACAGCAUCAAGCAAGCUUAUGACUAAAGAAGCAACUGAAACCGAAACAUUUGCUAAUGCUACUAAUAUUAAAGAAGAGCCCAGGAGUGGAACACAGAAAGAACAGACUAGCAAUACAGAAGUAACGAGUACUGGAGAAGGUAGUGUUGUAGCAAUCCAGUUGGAUCAGAAACUCUUGGAUAAAGAUCAGCUACCAGAGACUAAUACCAAUCUUGCCAGCACCAAAUGCAAAAAUAAAGGUAAUGGAAAGAGAAAACUGGAUGACAGUUUAUCACUAACAUCAAUGGAUACGUUUGGUGCAGUCAACAAUUCUUCAGAACGUACACAUGUUGGCAUUAAAGUGGACAGCAGCACAGCCAAGGAUCCGCCAAUGUGUAAAGAGGAAGAUGUGUUCCAUGAGAAGGCCAAAAUAUGUCAGAAAUCAUUUGAUAAUAUUGCCACAGACACUGAACAGAGCUGCUGGAAACGACGUGAAACAAGCAGUGUCUCCACAGAGGAGGAAACUAGCGAAACAGAGUGUGGAGAAAAUGGCUUAGAGCCUGGAGAAAUACCAAGUUUUCCAGAGCAAUUAAUCAGACGUGUAGGGAAAAAAAAAUCUACCAAGAGUCGGCGGCAUCCAUUGUGCAAACCACCUGCUAGAUCUCCAUCAACUCUGGUGAAACAAGAAUUGAUAAGUGAUGAAGAAUUGAUUGAUUCCACAUCCAAUGAAGAAGAGGUAAAUGAAACUCAGCCUUGGGCCAAACCUCUUGUCCAACUCUGGCAGAAUAAACCACAUAAUUUUCAAGCAGAAAAGGAAUAUAAUGAAGAAGUCUCGAAAAUGGAACCAUAUUGUGCCGUUUGUUCACUUUUCUUUCCUUAUUACCAGCCUGAUCAUCUCAUUGAAAGCAAAUCUGAAAUCAAAACUGAUACAACUGAAUUGUCACCGUCCAAGCAACAUAAAACUAAACCGCUUAUUCCAGAAAUGUGCUUUUCAUACAGUGAAGAAAAUAAUGAUCUCUAUCCCACCAAUUCAUUUAUUGAAGAGGAUGGAACUAGUUUACUGAUAUCCUGUACAAAGUGCGGUCUACAAGUUCAUGCAAGUUGUUAUGGUGUUCCUCUUCAUGAAAUCCACGAUGGUUGGACUUGUUCUCGUUGUAUGAUUGGUGCUUGGACAGCAGAUUGUUGCUUGUGUAAUUUGAGGGGUGGUGCACUUAAGCAGACUACUGAUAAAAGGUGGGCUCAUGUGAUGUGUGCAGUAGCAAUUCCAGAAGCAAGAUUUGUGAAUGUGAUGGACCGUAGUCCAGUGGAUGUCACCCGAAUCCCUUUGCAAAGAUUGAAGCUCAAAUGUGUCUUUUGUAGAAAGAGAGUUAAGAAGACUUUGGGUGCUUGCAUUCAGUGUUCAUAUGGACGUUGCCCAACAUCCUUCCAUGUAACUUGUGCCCAUGCAGCUGGAGUCAUAAUGGAACCAGAUGACUGGCCAUAUGUAGUCCUCAUCACAUGCUUCAGACACAAGACAAAUCUCAGUGUAAAAAGCAAAACCUUAUUUCAAGACUUAACAGUUGGGCAGACAGUUAUCUCUAAACAUAAGAAUGGGCGAUACUAUAGUUGCAGAGUGACUGGGAUUUCGUCACAGACCUUCUAUCAAGUUAUAUUUGAUGAUGGUUCCUUCAGUGAUGACCUGUACCCAGAAGACAUUGCUAACAAAAAUUGUUUAGAGCUUGGUCCUCCAGCAGAAGGAGAAAUUAUCCAGGUGAGAUGGACUGAUGGACUGCUCUAUGGAGCCAAAUUUGUAGCAUCAAACAUUAUUUACAUGUACCAGGUUGAGUUUGAAGAUGGUUCCCAACUUGUAGUAAAACGUGAUGAUGUUUAUACACUAAGUGAAGAGUUACCAAAGCGGGUCAAAUCUCGACUUUCUUCAGCAUCAGACAUGCGCUAUGAAGCUACAUUUUCCACGGAGAACAUUCAGGCGAAGAAGCGCCCGAGGGUCCUGAAUUCCAAGUUCAUGAACGAAUAUGUGGAUGAUCCUGGUUAUCGUACUUUCUUGGGAAACUUCUUCCAAACACAUUGCCGUCAAGGACAAUAAAAUCAUGCUGACAGCCAAAAAGAGAGCUAUUUUGAUCAGGACAUUGAAUAAAAAGGCUGACAGAUCUUUUGGAUACAGUAACUUGCAGUAUAUUGCAUUGUAAUACAAAUUUUAAGUGAAAGUUGAGGAAUUGAAGUUAAUCUAUUUCUGUCAUAUAAUGGACGUAAGGCCUCCCUCCAUCCCCAUCCCCCAAUCUCUUUUGAAGAACAUAAAGGGACGAAGAAAUAUCUGGAAAUUUCUUCUCAGAACAAGAACUUUUACUGAUAUGAAUGAUUUUUCAUGUCUCUCAAAAAUAGGUUCCUAUUUUGGGCCUACAUAAAAAAAACAUGCUUAUGUGUACUAAAAUAUUUUUAUAUUAUUAUUGCUACGGUUUCCAGUGCAUUUGUUGUGUUUGUUUGUAGCCUUUUAAUUUUAUUGACACUGUUACAGAACCCCUCUUAUUCAGUUCUUUCGCAUUUAUUCAGCUGAACUUUGCAAAAGAGAAAGAAAACACCCAUUGCUACCUGAUGGCAGGGUUUUUUUAUAUAUUUAAUAAAAGACAGAUAAGUGACAGAUAGUUUGCAAACAAGUACGUUAUGUUAUUUUGUACUCGUCAGUUAUAAAAGAAACGCUUGAGGGUUUUUAAAUUAUCAGGAAUGCUGUUCUAUUCUGUAAAACUAAGUAUCUGUUUUCUCAAUGAGGUAGAACACAAGAAUCCAGCAGCAUUUUUGAAGUAGACAUUAAGGAUGUUUAGUAAGAAUACUUUGCCUCACUUAAUGCUUUUCCUUUACCAUUUAGGUGAGCAAGUUGUUAUGGAGUAUGGGUCAUCCCCACUCAGGAUAAAGGGUUUAUACUUGAGCGAUUAGCUAUAGCAAAGGCAUGUGAAGUUCAAAUCAUUUGAAGUGCUCUUUAAAACCAGGAAUCACAGCUCCUGUAUUAUAGCUGUUUGGUGUAAUUGUUACCUUAUGGUUAUUUAGUGUGAUUUUCCUCUUUAAAUACACUAAAGUUUAUAAAUGGGCAGAGUAGAAUAAAACUGCCAGCAUUGAUUAUCUUCUGGUCUUUUGAAUUCAUCAAUUCUGCAGAAUUUUUUUUGUUCAGCAGUACUGCAGCAGAAAGGGUUUAUUUGUCUGUGACUGCAUUUGCAGCUUUUAAUAAGAGAAUGCAUGUGGCUUUCUAUAACUCGUAGUAUGUGAUCUGAAUUGCUGCCUUGGCACUAUCAAGCAUGUUUUGCCUUAAGGAAUUAAAAUAAAUUGCAGUGUGUUUCACACAGUUUUGCACAGCACCUCCUAGAAGAAAGUCUGCAUUUCGAGCAAAAUUUAAGCCAUAAUGCCUGUUAUAGCUUUGAACAGCAAAUUUGAACCUCCUGUGCUUUUGAACCUAUUCUCAUUCAAAAUCUCCUUUUCAAAAGUACUUACCAACAUGCCUGUCAAUUACUUCAUUGAGAGAGACUUUUUGGAAUAUGAUUCCUGUAGUUUUAAAAAUAUAAACUUGAUUCGAUGCUACUUAUCAACGAAGAUAAUUGACUGAACAUAAGAGUGAGGAUUUAUAAUGCAAAACUCAGACCACGGUUAAGCAUGUUUUUUCACCUCAGUGACCUAAUUUUAAUUCCAGCUCAAAUUAAUACAAUGAAAGUUUUAGGCAUCCAUACAUUUUAUCUCCUUGAGGUUGUAUCUCCAUAAGGAUGACAACCUCAUCCACAGCGCCAACUACAAACCUUCUCAAAGUUUAAAAAAAAUUAUCUCCUUCGUUGGUCUGAAGCAUUAUGACAUUGUUUAUUCUACAUUAAAGGUUAUAUGAAAGCAAAUUGUUUGUUGAACACUCCUGUUGAGAAGAACCAACAGUUAAAAUGCACAACCAACAAUUGCUAAGAAAAAGGCCUUAAUAGUGAUAUAGACAGUGGAACGGAUUGUUGGGAUAUAGGCAGAAGAUUUACCUUCCGUGUGUCCUGUACAGUACCUGACCUUGCAGUAUUUGUUGCUGACUUUUGUUUCUAAAAUUUUAUAAGGCUUGGUACUGUUCACCUUAAUAAUCAAAAAUAAAGUACAAGAGUAUAGACCAAGGAAAAUAUACUAUAUUGCUAUGUUUACAAGACAUGAAAAAGAUCCUAAAUUCUUUUAAAAAUUAUUCUAGUUUAAAUUUUAGAAUAAUCACUGACUGUCGAAACCAUGUCACCAAUCUGAAAUUGAUGCAAAUUGACCACAGUUUCUGGAAGGAUUAUAAUUAUAAUUAUCAGUUGUCGUAUUUGAACCUGGAUAUAACCUCAUGGAAUGUUGCACCCUUGCAUUGUGUGGAUCUUACAGUCCACAAGAAUAAAGUGCAGCCAUUGAGAUGUGUCACACAGCCAGAUCUGAAUGAAAGCGAGCUAUUGAAACCCAUUAUUCCGAAGUGGUGGUAACAGCUCUUCAUUGCUCUUGUAGGAAAGAACAAAUGUCCUGGCCAGAGAUGGAGGCCAGUUGUUUCACAGAAACUGCCUUGUUAAUUUUGAAACCGAUUCAUCCAGGAACUGUCACAUAACCAAAGUUGAUCUUUGUAAAACAUUUUGUUUGUAAUUCUAAACUACUUGUGUCUGGUAACAAGUAAUAUACCGUUAACAUCAAGUCAGUCUGCUAGGUAUCUAACAGAUGACACCAAAUCAGACAUCACCCUGAGUUAAUCCUAGCUCUGGCCUAAAUCCUCUUCAAAUUCUCUUGAUUCUGGAAAAAUUCUAGAGGAUUGGGAAAAUGCUAAUGUAAUGCUCUUAUUUAGAAAGAGCCAGAAAGAAGGAAACUAUAGACCAGUUAGAUUAACACCUGUCUUUGGGAAAUUAUUUGAAUCCAUUAUUAAGGAGGUGGUGGUGGGACACAUCUUUGGACUGAGGGAGGAAACCAGAGCACCAAGUGGAAAUCCACACUGACAUGGGGAGAAUGUGCGUACUGCACACAGAGAUUACCCAAGGCUGCUAACCGCAGAGCCACCAUGAUAUCUAAUGAUGUGCAAGUUAGGUGGAUUGGCCAGUAAAUUGUCCCAUAGUAUCCAGGGGUCUGCAGGCUAGGUGGAUUUGCCAAUGUAAAGAUUGAGUACGGGCAUAGGGUAGAGGCUGGCUCUGGGUGGUAUGCCCUUCAGUGGGUCAUUAUCGAGCUGAUGGAAUGAGUAGCCUGUUUCUGCACUGGAGGGAUUCUAUGACACUUGGAAAGCCAAAAUAUAAUCCAUCAGAGUUAUCAUAGUUUUAUGAAGGGUAAAUGAUGUUUCACUAAUUCGCUAGAGUUUUUAUUUGAUGAUGUAGCAAACAUAAUCAGUCCUUUAGAUAUUGUAUGUAGUGUAUCUCGAUUUCCAGAAGGGACUUGAUAAGAUGUUGUGCAAGAGGUUAUUUUGCAUGGUAGGACCUUGUAUGGUUAGUGGUAAUAAGUUAGCUUGCAUAGAAGAUUGACCAACUGUCAGAAAGCAGAGAGAUUGGAUAAAUGUUUUUUUUUUCUCUCUGGUUGGCAAACUGUAACUAGCGAAGUGGCCCUCGAGUCCCAACUAUUUACAAUCUAUUAAUGACUUGGAUACAGGGAUAAAGUAUACUAUGACCAAAUUUGCAGGUGACGCUAAAAUAGGUGGGAAAGUUAGUUGCAAUAAAAAGGCAAUUUCUCUAAAUGGAGAGAAACUGCACAAGGUAUUGGUAAGACCACAUAUUGGUUCCAGUUUUGGUCCCCUUGAGGUGGGAUGCAGUUGCAUUGGAGCUGGUCGGAGGAGGCUCACUUGACCGAUUCCUUUGAGGAGAUGAGCAGGUUAUGCUUAUACUUAAGGUAACAAGGUGUAGAAAUGGA